Messenger RNA from Zootermopsis nevadensis, 6396 nucleotides. RefSeq lists its product as uncharacterized. Lineage: Eukaryota; Metazoa; Arthropoda; Insecta; Blattodea; Termopsidae. The record is from RefSeq and is a predicted model, not a curated record.
UAUUUUCCUUCAUACUUUUAAAAUUUAUCUCACAUAUUUGUUGUCCAGUGGUGGUGGUGUUCCUUAUUUUCAGAGUAUUGCAACAGUUCUUGAAUGAUUUACGUUUCAAGCCUUUUUUAUCAUUAGUUUCAGUCAGCCUGUAUCUAUGUAGCAAAUUCACAUAAUAUUAUACAAUUACAACAUUGAGGUUAUAUCACCAGCAAUUAAUGUGCUUAUUGCCUUCAUACAUAAUUUACAUGCCCCACAUGUACGUAACUGACGCUAGGCAAUUAGAACAUGGGGAGAAUACAUAACUACUUCAGGUUACCCUAGAAUUUAUUUACAUUCGGUGGAUCUUUCGUGACAAAAUCCAAGAAUGUAGAACAUGUCAUACUGAUAUUGUGAUCAUUUUGUGUAAUAAAAUACCAAUACAACAAACUUGUGCCACCUAUUUAUAUAAAUAUUUGCAGUAUUUCAUAAUUUUUAAUGGAAGUAAAUUGUCUGCAGAUUAGGAGGAGUGAGAUAAAAGAUAUGUAUCACACCAGAUGUCGAGAAGGUUCAACGGUUAUGAAUAAGUUCCCUGAAGAUGUAGCUAUUGCUGAAAGGCUUACAGGAGGUGAUCCAAACAUUAUAAGGGAUAAUGCUUUUGCACCAGAAGAACGGCCAGAUUAUCGCAACAUAUUUGGGGUUGAGAAAAAGCCUGGCUCACCAGACAAAAAGAGCAAGCUUAUUGGUUCCCACGGUAAAAAUCAGGUUAAAUGGGAGGUAAGACGACUGUCACAAUCAGCUAAUGGGCGUCGAAGUCAACUUGCAUCACCUUCACUUCAAGUACUUCAACAUCCACGACAGAUUACACACCCAUGUUUUAUAAGUGAGGUGAGAGAUAAUUCUGAUCAUGUUGUACAUAUUAGGCAUCAGCCUAGUCGAUAUGACCAAGCUGCUACUCCCAGCUCUCAAUACAAGUGCCAUCAUUGUGACUUCACCUCCAGUAGACUGAAUGUUAUUGUUCUGCACAGUAAAUUUCACAGUGCAAAUGCAACCAGCAGUUGCCAAGGUGCUGGUAUUAAGGGAAAGUCAGCUAACAGGAGUAAAGGUGCAGGAAGAGCUUCUGGAAGCAAUCCAGAUUACAGGUCAAGAACUCGUAGUAGAACUGUGCCAACAUCUUUUGAUACUCCCAGAGCUGAGGUUGGUGCAGAAAGAAGUGCUCCUGAAAGGAAACUUGAUAUGGCUGGCAUAGAAACAACGAAUGAGGAAUUGGGUGCAAAUUCCAAGCAACAGUUACCAAAGAGUCGAGAAAAACAGUUGAAAACUCCAGAAAGGAAAUCAUCUAAGAUCCCUGUCUUUGGGAAAAGGAAAGGUUCUAAAUGGGGAGGUGAAAGGCCUGCAAAGAAGAAGAAAAAUGAUGAAGAGAUUCGAGAAAAAUUGCUUCCUGUAGCAGAGGCUUCUCCAGUUAUUGGUACCCUGAAACCUCAGUCAAAUACAACACAAGGAACCACAGUUUCAGGAACUGUUCUUGGCAAACCUGUAGCAACAACUACUGGACAGUUACAGGCUAAUAGUAGCACAUCUCAAUCCAUAACAAGACUUUCAUCUCCAAAACCAAAAAUGUUGACAAAUCCUGUGCAGAGAGUUUCUGUAUCAAAAAUAGUUGAGAAUGCACAGACUCAGAUAAGACCAACGGUUUCACCAGGCAUGGUACAAAGCCCAUUGCCUGCCUAUUGUUUGAGGUCAAAAGACCAGGGGUUUCUUUCCACAAAAUCUGUCCCUUGCCCAGAUUUGCACGUUGAUGAAAAGUCUGAUUCAGAAGAACAGUUACCUCCUGCAUUUUCAUCAGUCCGGGAUAGUAAAGACGUACCAUGUGGAUCGAUACCAGAUGCAGAUGUGUCAGAAAAUUCUAACAGUACAUCCAGUGAACAACCUGUAUAUCCACUGUCUGAGGAAGAGAUUGAAUCUGAUUCAGAAAGUGAUUCUUAUUCUGCAGUUGAUGAUAAUAUUACUCUAUGCUGUAGCACAGUGUUGUCAGAAGAUGAGCUCAGACAUGAGGAGCAGGAAGCCGGGAAACUGCUGAGGGUAAUACAGAGUGAUACUUGUUGGAACCACCUGUGCAGGAUAUACCAUGAAGAUGUUUACAGUCAAAGGCACUCAUGCUUCAUGUCUGGGAAUCAUAAAUUGAAGGCUAAUCUGAAGUAUUUCACAGGCAUUCACAUCUUCCCAACAGACAGCAUGGCACUUGAAUUUACCAGCACAUUACAAAAGUAUGUUGAUAGACUUGGAAUUGUGCGAGAUCAGUCAGACUACAUGUUCUAUGUCUGGGUGCCAGAGGCACUGAUCUUUGCUCUUCGGGAAACGCACCACGUGAGUAAAGACGAAGCUGAACAUUUGUUCCUGAAAGUCAAUGGACACUUUAAGGAAUUGUGUUGAGUACAGACACAAUGCCCUCUGCUGUCUGCAAAUGGCAUCAUAUGAUUUCUGGUCAUUACAAGACUACCUCUUCUGUGUGAUGACGGCAGUGGCCACGCAGUCUGAGGCAUGGGUCUUGGCCACAUGGAAAUUGGUAUCAGUGGUUUGAAUCCUACUGGAGGGAAGGGAGUUUUUCCUCUGAACUGCUGACCUACCACUCAUCCAAGGAGUCCCAUCAAAUUAUGGGAAACAAUUCUGAAACCUAACAUAAGAAUGUGGCAAAGGUUCCUCAAGAAACAAGUACUAUAGAAGUAAUAAAAAAUUGGUUUAGAAGUUUACUUUGUGUGGGAAAUAAAGACAUACAGAUCUACUGCUUCAGGUUCCCUUCUCCCCCAACUGCCUCCCAUGGUACAUAGCAUAACAUCUUAACUUUAAUACCUUUAUUCGGUCAAUACUGGUAAAUACAUACAACUGGAAAUCAUAAUGGAAUAAAGUACAGAGCAAUGGAUAAAACUGCACCAACAUAACUGCUAUAAAUUAUCAGAGUUCAAUUGGAGAGGGCAAAAGUAGGGCACUUCAUCCACAUACACCUAUCAAUCGGUAACAAACAAACUUCACCAAAUUAUCUUUAUCAGAUGAACAAGAAAUUGCAGUAAGAAUUCACAUUAAAUUAUAACCUAUAAUAAUCUUGCUUGAAGCAAUUAAUUGUACCACAUAUGAACUAAAACAAGGAAGGUAAAAAUAAUCUGGCCAAUGACACACGGACAGUUAAUUUAGGAGGACAUUUAAUCACAAAUUACUUACCUUAUGUACAUUUAUGCCAGCCACUCUCGUCUAAACCUUACCAGAUUAGAACAUACACAGCUCAAUGAUUGACGAUAGAAGAUGGAUUACCAAACCACAAUUGCGAAGUGCUCAUCCUUCCAUCUAUGAACAAUGUAGAAACAACAUAAUGAUGCAGAGAUACCGGUAGAUGGACAAGGUCUUUGAGAGAAUCAUCAAAAAUAAAACUAAGGAAAGCUGUUCGUAUAGUAUGCAUAAGAAGCAUUUCUCAGCUGUCUUUUAGUGACUAUUUUGUUAUAGUGUUAACAUGAUUAAAUAUUUUGGUGGGGAGCAAUAUUUUUUGGUUUUGAUUACUGCAUGAAACUUUACCAUAAAAUGUGAACUGUCGUGGAGCAAAUGUUAGAUGGACAUGGUCACACAAGUAAAAGAAUAGGACUUCUUUCAAAAAUGUCUUGCACUAUAUUAGUUACAUAAUUACACAUGUUCAAAAUAUUUAAAUUGUUAAUGCAUGUGUAAAAUGUAAGUCUAUAUUAGAAUGGAAGACCAAAUACAAAAUUUCUCAGACACCUGUAAUCUAUGUUCCUCCCUCACAGUGAGGGACAAUGGGCAAAAUUAUUGUUUUGUAUAUAUUAAUCUUUAGUUUCUUAGAAAUCAGACGGGAAGACAAAAUAUUUUGAACUGAAAAGUGUCAAGCAUUUCCGGAAUAUAGUUACCUCCUGAUUUCCUCAUGAGUAUCAUUUUGAUUUAUUAUUGUUGCUCCCAAAUAUUUGAACUUUGUCACGCUUGUAAUGGAAUGGAAUCAAAGAGCAGACUAAAACCACUUCUUACAUCUGUUUUAUUUACACUGACUGUGAAAAUGCUCCUGUACUGUCUAUAACAUAAUCUUGUAUCAUUUGUUACAUUUUGCCUCAUGUAUCUUUCUGGCAUCAAAAGAAAACAAUAAAAUAUGCAGGUCUGUUAUUUCUUCUACCUCAUUUAGGGAUUCCCUUGUUGUUCUGCUCUGUUCUUUUCUUUGAGCAACAGAAAUGCCUGAAGGAUUUCUAAAUUUAUUUCCACUGAUGGAACAAUCUGAAUGAAAAUAAUAUGUGAGAAGUAUAUAUAAAACAAAUAAAACAAUUUCAUACAUACACAUCAUAUAACAGAUAUUAAUAACCAUUAAAACUACUUUACAUCUCACCUCAGCACUGGAUUUUUGUCUACUAGAACUUCUAAGCUUGUAAGUUAAUUUCAAGUCACGAUGCUUUUUCAUGUUCUUUGAAGUCUGGUCAAUGAGAAACACUGAACAAUAACACUUUCAUAAUUUACUACACAUAACCAAUACAGAAUAGGGUUUACAGGGAAGGCAGUCUAGCUAAGUAUUAAUAUUGAAAUGGCAGCAUGAAUCACAGAACUUUCAGCACAAGGAGAACUGUAAUGAGAGCAGUUCUAUCAGGUACCCAAACCAAAAUCAGAUGAUGGAAGAAAUUAACCCAAUAUGUCCUAUAGCGAUCCUGAUUUGUAAGCACAGUGAAGUGUGUGACUUCGCCUCUUCCAAAGUCUAAGGUGAUCACUUAUUUCGUUACCCGGAAUUGCAAACAUUAGUAUAAACAUGGUUAAUUGUGUUAUGAUGGUAUAUUUAGCAUCGGACCUUCUGAGCUGACAAUCUUCUUUAAAAGGCUUGGCAUUAAAUUUUCUAUAUCAAUUUCUUUAAAGUAACAUCUACAGAGAUGAAAACUUACGCUUUUUGUGUAUACAAAAUUUAAUAUAAUUAAGUGUUUGCCUUCCUGCAGUAAAAUUAAUUUCUAAAAUAAUUUUUAUUAAUUCAGCAUCUUCCUUGACAGCAGCAUUUACAAGGACGGAUUGGCUUUAAAACAUAUCUACAUUUAGACUCACUUGUAGAAAAAAUACCUCUAUAAACUAAUAACAAAAAGACCAGACAAUAUAAAUUAAAAAAUUCACAACAUUUCAGUACUCUUCUCAUUUAGACUUUAUUUUAACAAAUUUCAUAUUUAUUAAUUAGGAAUUAGUGACUUCUACAUUACAGCCAUAAAAAACUGAUUAGAAUCAUAUCCAUAAUCCCAGUACUUUUUUAUAAUCUAGUUUUUAAUAUUUUGACAUUUGAACACACAUUUUGUUAAAUGUCAUUCAGUUAACGUUUAAAGUUAUUGUUCUUGUUGUCGUUAUUACUAUUAUUAUAAGCAAGCUGAUCACAGUCAGAUGUCAAUAGACCAACAUCUUCAUUGCUUUAUGAGCCAUUUUUGUCUCCCUCAAUUUCAUCCACCAUCUAAGAACUACACAAAUACUUUGUAUUCCCCAGGGGACAAAGGGAACCCAGGUGUUUGCGUUAGGUGGUCCCUCACUCACGUAGCCUUUAAUCUUACAUCCCCCUCCCCAGAGCAUGGCUUUCACCAUUAGUCUGUUCCCGUUUCAGCUUGCCUUGGGAAGAUCCGGAUUAUGACCUGAGAGGGCAGCCACUUAUGGAGGUUCGUCAUCCCAGGGGAAUACCUCGCUAGUGGCACCCUCAGGCAAUAAACAAUGUUGGUCCCAGCACAGAUCCUUGAGCAACCAGAAUUCCGCAUGUGGUAGCACCAGACUACGCAGUGCCACAACCCACACGACAGCCACCUUCAUGUCGCUAUAGUUACAAUAUAAUUUAGUACUGGAAAUAUAAUUCAGUCAAGCAUGAUGUAAGUGCAAGUUGUUAAUAAAUCUGAAUUAGUUAAUUUUCUUGGCUUUAAAGACUCUCUGAGUGUUUGACUGUUAGAAAUUCACAAGUUAGUUUCUAGCUAGCUGAGUUAUGGGGAGGGAGGGCAAGCAGUAACAUGGAAGGCAUUUUGCUGCCUCCUUGCCCUUUCCCCUCACAGUGUGACAGCUCAUGCUUGCAGAUAUUUUUCAUCCAGUACAGCUAUAUUUUCAAGAAUAUUUAAUUAAGCUAAUUUCAUUUGCAUUAGCUGGUCACUUUGCAGACUGAGUUAUUUUAAGUCUGAAAAUAUGUUAAUAAACAAUUUACUGAAUUUAGGAAUAACAUAUGGCAGCGAAUUUGAAAAUUUAAAUGUUUGAAGUACAAUAAGAAGAAAUAUUUGUAUUCCUCAAUUCGAUGUGUCCGUGUGUGUGCGCUCGUGCAAGUGAACACAUUCGUUCUUAUGGCAACAAAGGUUUAAUCCUGUAAUGAUUUAUUUUAAAUAAAAUUACAUUAUUAAAAUUUUAAAUGUUAUGUUUGUUACAACUGUCCUGAAAUAAAGUUCUGGCACUAAU